Molecule: messenger RNA, 3713 nt
Organism: Dictyostelium purpureum
Lineage: Eukaryota; Evosea; Eumycetozoa; Dictyosteliales; Dictyosteliaceae
Exons: 1
Coding region: 1-3648 (1215 amino acids)
Source: RefSeq, a predicted model, not a curated record
AUGGAAAUAGAUAGUAAUAAUACCUCUAAUGAUAAAACCAAUUAUAACAAUAAUGGGGAUCCUACAAAUAGUGAUAUAGCUAUGACCACUUUAGAUACAGCGAUAGAAAACCGAGGUGGUGACGAAAUAUCAACAAACAGUAAUAAUAAUGAUGAAGAAAUGAAGGAUAAAAGCCAAAAAGAAGAGCAAAUUAAAGAACAUGAAUCACCAAAAAAUGAAAAUAAUAGUGAAUCUAUGGAAAUCGAUAUCGAAAAAGUUGAUGAAAAAGAAAAGGAAGAGGAAGAAGAAGAGGAAGAAGAGGAAGAGGAAGAGAUACAAGAAAAAGAAAUCAUUAAAUUCAAUGAUGAAAUUUUUAAAAAACUAUGGGAUAAUCAAGAUAUAAGAAAUAAUAUAUGGAAAUUUGUAAAAGAAAGAAGUAAUAAAAACAAAAUAAUGCUGAAGUAUUAUCAAACUCACUCCCUUGAAUGGCUAAUAAAAAACAAGUACUGGGAAUUGUUAAAGUAUAGAGUUAAAAUUGGUGAUACCAUUUCAUUCAACGAGAAAUCAUUUGCUUUAAUACCAAGUUUAUUUGAAGAAAUUAAAGAAGAUUCAAGUUUUUGGGACUCUUUUUAUAGUAGAUAUAAAUCAACACUAUUAAACUGUUUAGACGAUGCUGUUAAAGCAAAUAAUUUGACAGCUGUAAUUUCAAUCAUUCAAAAUUUAGAUUCACCAAUACAGUUUCAACCAGAUAUUCAAUAUAAAGCUAUCGCAACUGGUAACGUUGACUUAAUCAAAUAUUUGCAUAAAAUUGGUAUCGAUGAUGAGCUUAAUAUUAUUCUUACUAUUGACUAUCUUCAACAAUCUUCAAAUAUAUCAAAUAUGAUUCGAUAUUUAAACAAUAAAGAAUAUAUUUUAAAAAAAGAUAAAUUACUGCAAAUUUUAAAAGAAAAAGAAGAGGAAGAAAAGGAAGAGAAUAUUAAAAAUCAUAUAGAUACCAAUGGAAUUAAUAAACCAACCACAACAACAACUACAACAACUACUACAACAACUACAACGACAACUACUAUACCAACCACAUCACCUAAUAAUAAUAAUAAUAAUAAUAUUAAUAAUAUUAUUACUGAAGACUAUUCUAUACCAUCAUCACCACCACAGGUUUUAAGUGAAGAAGAUAUUCUAAUAUUCGAAAGUCAAGAUAAUAAAAAAGUAAUUUUACCAGACUCACACUUAAUUUUAGACAAUAUAAAAAGCAAGACAAUAUUUUAUAAACUGGACUAUGAUCUUCAAUUAAAGUUUAUUAGACAAACCCAGAAACCCAAAGUUUUAUUCCUCGAAGAUUUAGUAAAAUGUUUUAAUCCAUGGAAAGAUCAUACAUUAACAUCAAAAGAAAUAAUCAACUAUAUCAACUCUAUGCAAAAAAUCUUAUCUCUAGAUGUAAUGAAACCAUUACGUGGUACCCAUACAUUAACUUUAUUGAAUUUGUCAAAUGGUCCAUUAUUCCAAAUUUGUAAAAAGUAUGAUAAAGACAUCAAAGACAACAUUAAACCAAGAACCAAACUACCAAAACGUGAAACUCUAAUGGAAAUGCUUUAUAAAGAAUGGAUUUUACCAAUCGAGUCGACUGUAUUCUACCCAAAGAAUAGUCAUUACUACCGUUCAAUUAUUGAAGGUGAUGCUAAUGAAAUCGAGCAACUUCGUUUCAAAGAUAUUAAACAAACAGUAAACUAUUUAGAAAAAGCUCAAAGCCUUUUUGAAAAUUCUUUUAGAAAUGCAGAUAUCAAAACUUUAGAUUUAUUCAUUAAAAUCUAUCGUUUUAAUCAAAUGUAUUAUUUAGCUUAUAAUCAAUUUAUAGGUGAAAAAUUUAAAGUUGAAAAUUUUUUAUUUAAGGAUAUAGACGCCAAAAUUGAUUUAUUAGAAAACGAUAAAUCAAAAGAAAUAUCAAAUAAUAAUAAUAAUGUAAAUAAUAUAGAUAAUCAAGAUAGAGUUGCUAUGGAUACAAAUAAAGAUAACAAAAUCACUGAACCAACAACAGAAAACCAAAUAAAUAAUAAUAAUAAUAAUAAUAAUAAUAAUAAUAAUAAUGAAAUUAAUAAAUUGAAAAUGCAAAAAUUAGAAUUUUUAAAGAAACUACUCGAGGUUAAAGAAUUUUCACAAAAAAUACCGAUUCAAAAAGAAUUAGAAAAAAGAAAAGAAUUUAAAUUGUUAGAAUAUUUAUCCACAAAGCUUAUGACGUUUAAUACCUCCUGGAUUUUAUUAGCAAUUAAAGAGAACAAUUUAGAAUUUUUAGAAUUUUGUUUAAAAAAUAAUUUUAAAUUAAAAGCAAAUGAAGUUGAUGAAAUUAUAAAGAUGCCAAAUUUUUCAUUCAAUACCCUUCUUAAACUUAUGAAUUCUCAAAAAACUACAAGUAUUCAACCACUCAUAAGUUUAUUUAUCAACUCAUCGAUAGAAAAUGGAAGGUCAGAUAUAUUCGAGUUUUUAGCAAAUCGUUAUCCAUCACAUUUUAGAUCGAAUGAUAUUUUAAUUCAUGCCAUAUCAAAUAACCAAAACAAUAUCAUUGAAAUUAUAAUGAAUAAUAAUUUACUAUUAACUCAGGAGCAAAAAGAAUCAAUGAAUGGAACUAUUAAUAAUGAUGAAUUAUCAGGUAAAACUACACCAACAUCAACAUUAGCAGCAAUAUCAACAGAAAAAUCAACAUCAACAUUAACUGAAACAACAGAACCAAUAGAAACAACAGAACCAACAGAACCAACAUCAAAAACACUAACUACAUCACGUCCCAGAAUUAAAAUACCGACAUCAAGUUAUUUAUUAACCCGAAAGACCAAAGAACAAUUAAGAAAAUUUAAUAUUGAAUAUCCAACUAUGAAAAACUUUAUAAUUCCAAUUAAUAAUCCUAUUUAUCAUUCAAUUAAAACAAAUAAUUACCAAGCACUACGAGAAGAAAUUAUUUGUUUAUGGGUCACCAAUCAAAUUAAAGACUAUAUUGAUGGCAAUUUAUUGUGUACAUUGGGAACUGUUGGAAAUUUAGAAAUAAUCAAAAUAUUUUUUGAUGCCAUUUAUAAUUUUGAUGCUUUCAAAAUCUUUCAAUUGGUCCACUCACUCAUAGCCAACAAUCAUAUUGAAGUCGCGUCAUGGGUAUUCGAAACAGUAACAAAUAUACCAAUCGCCACAUCUGUUGUCAAUUUACUUUAUAACAAAACCACCACAAUCUAUGAUUUAUCAACACUAAAAUUCUUUUGUGACCUAAUCGAAAGGUUUUUCCCACCAAAUAACCCUAAACCUAUAAAUGAAUUAUUCAAAAACUUAUUUUCAAAAGGUUUGGUUCACUGCACAAAAUAUAUGUUGGAACGUUAUCAAUCAAAUAAUCUAUUAAAAUCCCAAGUACCAGACAACUCAUUGGUUAAAAAGGCAUUUUCAAACUCUAAAAAUCAAUUCUAUGGUUUCCAAAAUCAAUUAUCUAUCAAAACAUGUUACUUUGACUACUAUUAUAUAUUUAAUAAAAAAUUUAGAGAUUCAGAAAAAUUAAAAAAAGAAAAUGAAAUCAAACAAAAAGAAAAUGAAAUAAAACAAAAAGAAAAUCAAGAACAGCAACCAAACGAUCAAAAUAACGCAAUUAGUAAUAAAAGGAAAAGAGAUAAUUUUGAAGAAGAAAAUAUUGGUGAAAAAUAGUAAUAUUAAAAACAAUAUUUCAAAUAAUAUAUUAAAAAAUAAAGUGUAUAUUAUAAUUAAUUAUU